This is a messenger RNA of Peromyscus eremicus (cactus mouse), 709 nucleotides long. It is a transcript of the gene Mrps28, whose product is annotated as mitochondrial ribosomal protein S28. Lineage: Eukaryota; Metazoa; Chordata; Mammalia; Rodentia; Cricetidae. The record is from RefSeq and is a predicted model, not a curated record. The coding region runs from base 32 to 592 and encodes 186 amino acids. Gene Ontology annotation, cellular component: mitochondrial small ribosomal subunit. The transcript has 3 exons.
GAGGCCAGAGGUGAGAGUUCGCGCAGGCGUCAUGGCGGCGCUGUGUGGCUCCCAUGCCGGGGCUGCAGGGAGCCGAUUCCUAAGAGCGCUUCUCUUCUCCAAGCCCUUUCGAAAGGCCAGCACGGAGAGUGGCUCCGAGAGCGCGGCCCUCGACUCCUCCGCUCCUCGGGCGCGCUCAGGCGGCUUCGCGAGCGCUCUGGAGCGAAUCUCGGAGCUGCAGCGGAAGGCGGAGCUCGGGCUGGAGUCUCCAAAAAAUGUGGAAUCCUUUGCUUCCAUGCUGCGACACUCUCCACUGACACAGCUGGGGCCUGCCAAGGACAAACUGGUCAUUGGACGGAUCUUUCAUAUUGUGGAGGAUGAUCUCUACAUAGAUUUUGGUGGCAAGUUUCACUGUGUGUGUAAAAGACCAGACGUGGAUGGCGAGAAGUACCAGAGGGGCACCAGGGUCCGGCUGCGACUCCUGGAUCUUGAGCUAACAUCGAGGUUCCUGGGUGCGACCACAGAUACAACUAUACUAGAGGCUGAUGCCGUUCUCUUAGGACUCCAAGAGAGCAGAGACUCCAAAUCAAGAGAGGAACAACUCAACAAGUAAAUGAAUCUGCGUGCUUCAGUCAAAACAGGCUCUGUUUUGAGCCCAGAUAACUGUCAAGAAUGCAAUUAGAAAACUGUGAAUAAGUGAUUGAAUAAAGUUGUAAUAAAUGAAAACUCA